AUGGAGCUGAGUGGAGUGGCCGUGGCCCUGGGGCCCGCCGGCCAGCUCCUUUUACUCCUGUGCUUCAGGACCCUGGCCGCCCAGACUGCAGACACCUGUCCAGGGGACCUACACAGACCUCUUCCAGUUCAGGAAUUCUAUGGUCAAAAGUCCAAGCCAAGGGCCCAGGUCGAGGUCGCCGCAUGGCAGAUCCCCGUGGCUCGGGUGGCCUGUUGCGGGCUCUGCAGGGCUCUCAGGCCCAGGACGAGCGCCCGGACUGGCGCUCUGUGUCUCUCUGCAGAGGUGAAGCUGGUAGGUCUGGAGGGCUCCGACAAGCUCUCCAUCCUCCGAGGCUGCCCGGGGCUGCCUGGACCCGCAGGGCCCAAAGGAGAGGCAGGCGCCAAUGGACAGAAGGGAGAGCGAGGUUCUCCCGGAGUCCCUGGGAAGGCAGGGCCGGCCGGGCCCAAAGGAGACCGAGGGGAAAAGGGCGCAGGCGGAGAGAAAGGAGAGCCGGGGCAGCUUCAUUCCUGUGCCACAGGACCUCGGACCUGUAAGGAGCUGCUCACCAGGGGACACUUUCUGAGCGGCUGGUACACCAUCUACCUGCCCGACUGCCGGCCCCUGACCGUGCUGUGUGACAUGGACGUGGACGGCGGGGGGUGGACCGUUUUCCAGCGAAGGAGCGACGGCUCUGUGGACUUCUACCGGGACUGGGCCGCGUACAAGCAGGGCUUCGGCAGCCAGCUGGGAGAGUUCUGGCUGGGGAAUGAAAACAUCCACGCCCUGACCGCCCAGGGAAGCAGCGAGCUGCGGGUAGACCUCGUGGACUUUGAGGGCAACCACCAAUUUGCCAAGUACCAGUCAUUCAAGAUGGCGGGUGAGGCAGAGAAGUACAAGCUGGUCCUGGGAGCCUUUGUCGGGGGCAGUGCAGGUGAUUCCCUGACGCCCCACAAGGACCAGUUCUUCUCCACCAAAGACCAAGACAACGACAAGAGUUCCUCUAACUGUGCAGUGCAGUUCCAGGGGGCCUGGUGGUACACCAGUUGUCACUCGUCCAACCUGAACGGCCGCUACCUCGGGGGGCCGCACACGAGCUAUGCCAAUGGUGUCAACUGGAGGUCGUGGAGAGGGUACAACUACAGCUACAAGGCAACCACGAUGAAGGUGCGGCUCACCUAGGUGGGCGGGGCCCGCAGCCCGACCCCACGCCUCCCCGGGCCCCCUGCCUGCGGCCUCCCAAAACCCCACUCAGUCCGCAGCGAAGGCCAGCACACAUGCUCCCCCGCCGCCCCUUUGCUGAACAAGACCUGCUUGCCCAGCCCCUUCUCUCUCAUCAAAGGG
Lagenorhynchus albirostris (white-beaked dolphin) is the source of this 1320-nucleotide messenger RNA. Its product is annotated as ficolin-1-like. The coding region runs from base 1 to 1158 and encodes 385 amino acids. The record is from RefSeq and is a predicted model, not a curated record. NCBI's taxonomy places the organism in Eukaryota, Metazoa, Chordata, Mammalia, Artiodactyla, Delphinidae. The transcript is spliced from 10 exons.